This is a messenger RNA of Pantherophis guttatus, 3900 nucleotides long. It is a transcript of the gene STARD7, whose product is annotated as StAR related lipid transfer domain containing 7. Gene Ontology annotation, molecular function: lipid binding. The record is from RefSeq and is a predicted model, not a curated record. Lineage: Eukaryota; Metazoa; Chordata; Lepidosauria; Squamata; Colubridae.
GCUUUCUGAGGGCUUCGAGGAGGGGAAAGCGAGGAGAAGGCGCCGCAACAGAGCUAGGCCGCCCCUCCCCCCCCAAAAAAACCCUCCGCUCGGGCCGCGCCACCGGCUGGAGGGUUCGCGGGGAGAGAGAGGCUUCGUCCGGGCAUUGACUGGUCAGUGAGGCGUGGCAGGAAUGUUCCACCCACUUCAAUGGAGGCCGCCCUCCAGCUUUUAUUCCCUUUAUGCGAACUCAUCCCGCUUCAUCAGCUAUGAAGGGAAACCACGGAACGUGUGGUGGAACGAGGACUUCCUGAAGGGCAAGUACCAGUGGCUGCUUACGUGGCUUCGGAAAGGCUCCGAGCAAGACCCGGGGCAGAAGAGCCUAUUAUCCCUGCUGGCCAAUCAGUGCAGUUACGUGACCAGCCAGAGGAUCAGGCGUGCUCAGCAAAUCGCUCAGCUGUACAGUAACAUUUACUCCGAGAGGGCGCGCAAGAAUCUCUUCUCUUCCUUGUGGCGUCGGUUCCAGGGUCAUCAUGCCAACGCCUGCAAGCUGAUGGCAGCCCUCACCGGAGUGUUCCUGUGGGAAGAGGAGAGGAUCAAAGAAGAAGAGCUGAAGAGGUCUGUGCAAGAAAUGAAACACAUGCAAGAAAUCUCGAGGUUCUUCCCGAGCAGUGUGGAAGAAAACCAGGAGCAGGAGCUGGAGCCAAGCACCUACCAAAGUGUCUCGUCUGAUCCUGAAGAUCAGAGUUGGGAAAUGGUGGUCAACAAGAAGCACUUCAAACUAUGGAGGCGUCCGGUUGGCGGGGGUCAUGUGUACCAGUAUCGAGUCUUUGGAACGUACACAGAUGUGACACCAAGACAGUUUUUCAAUGUGCAGCUGGAUACGGAAUACCGGAAGAAAUGGGACUCCCUAGUGAUCAAACUGGAAGUGAUUGAGAGAGAUCGGGACACGGGCUCAGAGGUGGUGCACUGGGUAACUCACUUUCCGUACCCAAUGUAUUCACGGGAUUACGUUUACGUUCGACGGUAUGAUGUGGACCAGGAGAACAAUCUGAUGGUGCUGGUGUCACGAGCGGUAGAACACCCAGGUGUCCCAGAAGAUCCGGAAUUUGUCCGUGUCCGAACCUACGAGUCACAAAUGGUUAUCCAUCCUCACAAAUCAUUUGAUGAGAAUGGCUUUGACUACUUGCUCACAUACAGUGACAACCCACAAACUGUAUUUCCUCGAUACUGUGUCAGCUGGAUGGUUUCCAGUGGCAUGCCGGACUUCUUGGAGAAGCUGCACUCGGCGGCGCUGAAGGCAAGGAACAUGGAAAUCGUUUUGAAAGACUAUAUCUCCGCUUCCAAAUCCUGGGACAGCGGGGGCGAGAAGAGCAACGGGGAAGGGAAGGCCAGCAUGCCCAGCCAAGACCAUAAGAAUGAAGGAGCCUGCAGCCCUAUUCAGAUAGACUAUGCUUAAAAGGAGAGAGGGGCUUGGUUUGCAACGUCGCCAGCCCCACACGCCUCUUGCUCCAGGCUGUGAAAAAGAAAGAAAAAGGAAAAAAAAAAAAAACGCGCCACGGAGAAGGAUGCCUUUGGGAUCUCCAUCACCUCCGCCUGCGCCUGCGCCUGUCCUCCUCCUCUUCCUCUUCCUCCCCCUUCUUCUCUGCCACGUCUCCUCCUUGAAAGAAAGCAACACCGUCAGCCCUGGGGAAACCGGGCUCGGCCAUCUUGAAAAACAGUUUUGUGCGGCCACUUCUGCGUCGUGAUCUUAUUUUGCUCGUCACCCUGGGGUGGGCGGUGGGAUUUACUGGAGAAAAACCGCUACGUUCUUGGGUGGUGGGUCUCCUUUCUUCCUACCCCAAUACUGGAGACCCCCCUGCAAGCCAUUUGGAGAGAGGCUGGUCCUUGCCUCUUCUCUCUCCCGUAGAGAUGAAUCGCGUGGAGGCCGCCGCAGCCUGGUGUGAGACAAGCCACCCAACCGUUUACAGCCCCACUGCUGGCUCCUGCAACCUCCUGGAGGCUCCAGGGCUGCUCCUUUGGCUUCCUGUGUCUGCGUCUCUCUCUUCAAUCUUCUGCUCUGCGUACAGAGGGGCUGCUUUGCUGCCAAAGUGCCUUCUUUUCCCGCCGAGGCACAACGGAAUGGCACCUCUUUUGGCCACUGGAAUUGGGCGGCAGACCUGCCGAGAGUCCCUUUGGCGUUAUGGUCCAGGCUGUUCCCCCUUUCGUGACGUCUCUGUCUGCAGAGCGAAGGAGAGGCCCCCACGUCCUCCUGCCGCUUUAAAUCUCUCCCCCUUUUAGAACUGGCCACCUUCUUUCCUCAACAAGAUGUGAUUACUUGUCGUCCGCAAAAAGUGCUAACGCCACAGUCCCAUCUCUUGAAUUGGGGGCACAACCGUUUAAAGCAACAUGUCUUCGUACGUGUGGACCCGAGUUGUCCCUUCGCCAGGUUGGGCGAGGUGGAGGGUCCUGCUUGGGGAUAGGCCCAGCUAGCCAGUUUCCUGGGUGGCCAGAGUAAGAAAAGAGUAAGGGAGGGUACAGUUUUUCCCCCUUGGGGGGAUUCGUACGAGUGCCAGAAUGCACGGCAUAACUAUACAUGGGACAGGGGAGAACUCCCAAAACUCCUUUGCCUCUUUGGUGUAAGAUUAGGAGGGGGCUGGGGAACGGCCUAUAACAGAGCUGCUUCAUUUGGGGGGGCAGGAAAGUGGUUAACCAUAAAGCCUGUUCCUUUCCAAAGGGGUUUUGGAGCCUCUUUUUCAACCCUGGCACCCCGGAGAUGGUGGGAAGCAAAGCUGGGAUAACCUCCAGUUCGUGAACCCUUGCUUCAAGUUGAUUUUAUACCACACGCUCAAAACGUACUAAUAUCAGGGGUCUCCCAACACUCGGCAACUUUAAUAAGGCUUGUGGACUUCAACUCCUAGAAUUCCCCUCCUCUCCUCCAGCCAGCCAAUUCUGGGAGUCGAAGUCCACAAGUCUUAAAAGUUGCCACAUUUGGAGACCCCCCUCUACCAAUGGACUGAAUUUCAGUCCCAACUUCCCAAGGGUGCCUUACUUAACGAUUGGCAAGCGGACCAGACGGGAUCCCUCGUGCACCUUGCUCUCUAGCUGCCGGGAUCCUAAGUCCUGUGUAAAGCACGGAACACUUAACGUGUGUUUUCCGAGCCCAAGUAUGCUGGGGCAAGUGCUUCCCACGGGAGGAGCUUUUCCCAAAAUGGGUCGUUGGCAGCUCCAUGGUGCUGAGGCAGCAAGAGGUUUUGUCUGCCAGUUUCCCCCCACGACCCCCAAAAAGAGGUUAAAUACUAUUGCAAAUAUAUAUAUAUGUAGGUCUUUGGUUAUUCGGGUUUUCUCCCGCGUAAAAUUGGAGGUGUCUUGGCGACGUUUCGACGAAGUCUCAUUCGUCAUCUUCAGGCUGGUGUUUUCGCUUCGUGCUUCUAGGAGCAAUGUGUGUGAUCGCAGUGUGCAAUCGCUCCUAGAAGCACGAAGCCGAAAACACCAGCCUGAAGAUGACGAAUAUAUAUAUAUAUAAUGAUAGCCUCCCGUUCUGUUCUGCUUUGUGCAUUUCUGCAUGUGAUCUUUAAAACGAAAAGAAGAAGAAAGAAUGGCAGGAAAUGGGAAGUAGAGGCCGGUGUUUUUAAGAUUUGGGGACUUCAACUCCCAGCAUUCCCUAACCAGCACACUGCCUGGGGAACUCUGGGAGUCGAAGUCCCCUUAUGUGGAAAUGGGUUGGAAAGACAUUCUUGAUACAGGCUGACUUAACGAGAGCUGCUCAUCAGGGAUGGGCAGGACUUUGGUGUGGGAGUAGCGGUCAGGAAAUAACCGUGUGCAUGGGGAUUGGGACCGUCUUAAUAUAACGGCUGAGUGAUUUGUGUGUUUUUAUUUCAACUAAUGUUUUUAAUGAGAACCAAACAUCAAUAAAUGUAACUCAUUGGUGCUCUCUUCUAA